UAAUGAAAAAUUCGACCCCUUCUUCCACCUAACCCCGCAAAGAACGCCAAGACUUGACGUAGCCACCACAAGGGUAAGGAGGGCUGUGCGAGUCGUCCGUGCACGUCUCAGCCGGGGUGGCGGGGCCCGGCCCAGCCACUCGGUAAGGGGUAGCGCGUGGCCGCCAGACACCUCCUCCUGCUCCGAAGAAAAGGGCAGUCGGAACGCGGCCCUCUUCUCCCGGUCGCUCCAGAUCCACGCGGCCCGCUCACGCCGCGCCCCUUGCUCCUCAGUCCACGCCGCCUGCUCUCGGACCAUACUGCCCGCCGCUCCAUCCAUACUGCCCGCUCCCAGUCCCAGCCACCGCCACCAGGCCGCCCGCUCCCGGGCCACGCCGCCCGCGUCCCGCAGCGAACUACAACUCCCACAAUGCCACGCUACCGCCCCCCGGCUUCCGGUGCUGCGCAGUUUCCGGAGCGGAUCGCAACCCGGAGUCCGGAUCCGAUCCCGCUCUGCACAUUCCAAAGGCAGGUGGCAGCGAUGGCCGAGGACGGCAGUGAGGAGAUCAUGUUCAUCUGGUGUGAAGACUGCAGUCAGUACCACGACUCCGAGUGUCCGGAGCUGGGCCCCGUGGUCAUGGUCAAGGACUCCUUCGUGCUGAGCAGGGCCAGGUCGUCCCUCCCUUCCAACCUGGAGAUCCGGCGGCUGGAGGACGGAGCCGAGGGCGUGUUCGCCGUGACGCAGCUCGUCAAGCGGACCCAGUUCGGCCCCUUCGAGUCGAGGAGAGUCGCCAAGUGGGAGAAGGAGUCCGCGUUUCCGCUGAAGGUGUUCCAGAAGGACGGGCACCCCGUGUGCUUCGACACCUCCAACGAGGACGACUGCAACUGGAUGAUGCUGGUGCGGCCGGCGGCGGAGCCCGCGCACCAGAACCUGACGGCCUACCAGCACGGCGGCGACGUGUACUUCACCACCUCCAGGGACAUCCCGCCGGGCACUGAGCUGCGCGUGUGGUACGCCGCCUUCUACGCCAAGAAGAUGGACAAGCCCAUGCUGAAGCAGGCCUGCCCCGGGGCCCACGCUGCAGGCGCCCCGGAGAGCAGCGCCCCCGUGGAGUCGGAGCCGAGCCAGUGGGCGUGCAAGGUGUGUUCCGCCACCUUCCCGGAGCUGCAGCUCCUGAAUGAGCACCUGCUGGGCCACUUGGAGCAAACCAAGAGCCUCGCCCCGGCCAGCCAGCAGGAAGGGGCUCCGGACAAGGAACCAGACGCGUCUCGGGGGGAGCCUCCCGCGGUUCCCAAGAGCUUCAGUGCCGCCAAAGAGCAGAAGAAAAAGCCUCGAAGAGGGAGAAAACCCAGAGCCUCGAAACCAGAGCAGCCGCUGGUCGUCAUUGAAGGCAAGGAGCCAGCAGAGCAAGUGGCGGAGAUCGUCACCGAGGUGCCACCGGACGAGCCGGCGGCUGCAACCCCGGACGAGCACAUCGUGGAGCUGGUUUUGGGGAAGCUGGCCACCACCCCCAGCGACGCCACUUCCGUGCCCAAGUUCCCCCAUCACCAGAGCAGCAGCAUCACGCUCAAGAGGAGUCUGAUCCUCUCCAGCCGGCACGGCAUCCGGCGGAAGCUGGUCCGGCAGCUGGGGGAGCACCGGCGGGUGUACCAGUGCAGCACCUGCAGCAAGGUCUUCCAGAACAGCAGCAACCUGAGCAGGCACGUGCGCUCACACGGUGACAAGCUGUUCAAGUGUGAGGAGUGUGCAAAGCUGUUCAGCCGCAAGGAGAGUCUGAAGCAGCACGUCUCUUACAAGCACAGCCGGAACGAGGUGGACAGCGAGUACAGGUACCGGUGCGGCACCUGUGAGAAGACCUUCCGCAUCGAGAGCGCGCUGGAAUUUCACAACUGCCGGACAGGAGCCCUAGCACACCCGGGAGAGGGGGGGACCUGUGGCCGGCGGCUUAGAGACCUACCAGAUGACAAGACGUUCCAAUGUGAGAUGUGUUUCAGAUUCUUCUCCACCAACAGCAACCUCUCCAAGCACAAGAAGAAGCACGGGGACAAGAAGUUUGCGUGUGAAGUCUGCAACAAAAUGUUCUACCGCAAGGACGUCAUGCUUGACCACCAGAGGAGGCACCUGGAGGGCGUCAGGCGGGUGAAGAGAGAAGACCUGGAGACCAGCGGUGAGAGCCUGGUCCGCUACAAGAAGGAGCCUUCGGGAUGCCCCGUGUGCGGCAAGGUGUUCUCCUGCAGGAGCAACAUGAACAAGCACCUGCUGACCCACGGCGACAAGAAGUACACCUGCGAGAUCUGCGGCCGCAAGUUCUUCCGCGUGGACGUGCUCAGGGACCACAUCCACGUCCACUUCAAGGACAUCGCGCUGAUGGACGACCACCAAAGGGAAGAGUUCAUCGGCAAGAUCGGGAUCUCCUCGGAGGAAAACGACGACAAUUCUGAUGAGAGCGCAGACUCGGAGCCUCACAAGUACAGCUGCAAAAGGUGUCAGCUCACCUUCGGCCGGGGGAAGGAGUACCUGAAGCACAUCAUGGAGGUGCACAAGGAGAAGGGCUACGGCUGCAGCACCUGCAACCGGCGCUUCGCCCUGAAGGCCACCUACCACGCCCACAUGGUCAUCCACCGCGAGAACCUGCCGGACCCCAACGUGCAGAAGUACAUCCACCCAUGCGAGAUCUGCGGGCGGAUCUUCAACAGCAUCGGGAACCUGGAGCGGCAUAAACUCAUUCACACGGGUGUGAAGAGCCACGCCUGCGAGCAGUGCGGGAAGUCCUUUGCGCGGAAGGACAUGCUGAAGGAACACAUGCGCGUGCACGAUAACAUCCGGGAGUACCUGUGUGCCGAGUGCGGGAAAGGCAUGAAGACCAAGCACGCGCUGCGCCACCACAUGAAGCUGCACAAGGGCAUCAAGGAGUACGAGUGCAAGGAGUGCCACCGCAAGUUCGCGCAGAAGGUCAACAUGCUCAAGCACUACAAGCGGCACACAGGGAUUAAAGACUUCAUGUGUGAGCUGUGUGGAAAGACUUUCAGCGAGAGGAACACGAUGGAGACCCACAAGCUCAUCCACACAGUGGGCAAGCAGUGGACGUGCUCCGUGUGUGACAAGAAGUACGUCACCGAGUACAUGCUGCAGAAGCACGUGCAGCUCACCCACGACAAGGUGGAGGCGCAGAGCUGCCAGCUGUGCGGGACCAAGGUGUCCACCCGGGCCUCCAUGAGCCGGCACAUGCGGCGCAAGCACCCGGAGGUCCUGGCCGUGAGGAUCGACGACCUGGACCACCUCCCUGAGACCACCACCAUCGACGCCUCCUCCAUCGGCAUUGUGCAGCCUGAGCUGGGCCUGGAGCAGGAGGGCCUGGCCGAAGGGAAGCCGGUGAAGGCCGCCAGGAGGAGCCACAAGAGGAAGCAGAAGCCAGAGGAGGAGGCGGGGGCCCCGGGGCCCGAGGACGCGGGCUUCAGCGAGUACCCGGAGCAGGAGCCGGCACUCACGGGCGGCGUGGGCGACGAGACCGACUCGGCCGUGCAGAGCAUCCAGCAGGUGGUGGUGACUCUCGGAGACCCAAACGUGACCGCUCCGUCCAGCUCCGUCGGCCUGACCAACAUCACCAUGACGCCCAUCACCACGGCGGCCGGGACCCAGUUUACCAACCUCCAGCCGGUGGCUGUUGGACACCUGGCCGCCCCGGAACGUCAGCUGCAGCUGGACAACUCGAUCCUGACCGUGACCUUUGACACGGUCAGCGGCUCCGCCAUGUUGCACAACCGCCAGAACGACCUGCAGCUGCACCCGCAGCCGGAGCCGUCGAACCCGCAGUCGGUGGCCCACUUCAUCAACCUGACCACGCUGGUCAACUCCAUCACGCCCCUGGGCAGCCAGCUCGGCGACCAGCACCCGCUCACGUGGCGGGCGGUGCCGCAGACCGACGUGCUGCCGGCCCCACCGCCGCAGGCCGCCCCCGCGCAGGCGGCGCAGCCCCAGGUGCAGGCCGAGCAGCAGCAGCAGAUGUACAGCUACUGAGGCGCCUGGCGGAGGACUCGCCGAGGGAACCCCAGACAGCUCCCCUGGCUCCGGGUGGAGGUGUGUUUGCUGGAUACCAAACAAAGAGAAAAAAAAUCAUACGUUGCAAUGUAAGUGAGGUGGACUCAGUUCUUGCAGAACUAUCUCCAGAUCCCCCAGCAGCUGUUACGGUCAGCCAGCCUGACUCGGCGGGCCGGUCGUGGGUGCCGGCAGGCUGCAGGUGCUGGGUCAGCCAGGCCGCUCGUCAGCCGGGGCUGCGCCCUGCCCUGCCCGCCGCACUCCCCGGCAGCACUGGGUCUGGCAGACACGGGGGAAGCAGGAGCAUCGGAGGCGAGCAUUGUGCUGUCAGGAGCUCAGUUACCAGGUCAGAACUCGGACGGUCUUCACAGGUCGCACGCCAGCUGCGGCCACAGGCGGCUCCCUCCUCGGGAUGGCUGUUGCAAGGGAGCCGGUAGAAGUUCAAGUCACACUGCGCCCCUGCUUCGGAAGCUGAGCCGAGUGGGCUCCUCUCACGGCUCCGGGCGGGAACCAGCAGACGGCUGCGGAGCCCGCGGCCCUCUGCCGGCCUGCGGCUCGUCCCAGGCAAGGGGCACAGAGACAGGGGGCCGCUGACUCGGGCGUGAAGGUGUCUUAGGAAUGGAAUUCGUGCAUUGAUUUUCAGGACCGUUUCUUCACUUAAGAAACUUUAUUUCAAGCACAUGUUAGUGCAUUCGAGACUCUGGUGGCCCUGUCGUUUCUACGUUUGAACGUGCUGAAGUCAUUUGCACUGUAGGACUGUCAGUCUGUGUCCGUCCCACGCGAUGCCCCGGAGCCAGGGGGCCCACCCUUGGGUGCAGCGAGGCGGCGCCGUGCUGCCGCUGCUCGGUGGUGCCUUCCGUGUGGACGCCCCACCGCCGCGUGUGUGCGUCAUGACCGAGGCUCUGCCAAAGUCCUCUGAACUGAGGAGCAGGGAGGAAAUUCACGUUUCUUUCUGUUUCAACUUGAACCCCAAAGGUCGGUGUGGCUGCAGACCAGUGGUCUGUGACUGUGGAAUAAGCUGGGAAGGCCUCGCUGCCCUGAACGGCCGUGGUGCCGCGCUCCCAUACAGCCGGGCAGUGACACCAGCAGAGGCUCGGCCACCAGGAGGAGGGUCGAUGCCCCCGAUGAGCGUGCCGAGGGACAGCCAGCCUGCUCCCCUGGGGACGCCGCUGCUGUGUGUGCGUGUGUGUGUGCGUGUGUGUGUGUGUGUGUGCAUGUGUGCGGCUGAAACACAGCAGCUGGCCUCCUGCCGCGCAGCCAGGGACACAGAAAGAAGUGUGAUUUUUUUUUUUUACUCCCCUGACGAUUUUUUUAACGCUGUCCAGAAUGAAAUGAUAGAUUUGCCUUAUUUUGUCCUUGAUCGCCCUCUGUCCCAGACCCCGUGUGACCUGGGAGUCCGUCUUGCAGGAACACUGAGUGAGUACGAGUCCGUAGUGGGUGACGGAGGCCGGAGUCGCCUCACGUUGCCAGCGAGGCCGAGGACGAUUCGUGAUGCCAGAGACCGUUCUCAGCACUUCACUUAGUUCCAACAGGGACGAUUUCGAGGGCGGGGCUAGGAUUCGUUUAGUGCAAUACACGCCUUCGUGAAGCGAGGGCAGCCCUGCCCCAGGCGGCCCCAAGGGGGCGUCCGAGUUCCCGUCACUCACUCACACGGCUCCUCCUCCACUCACGGCUCUCACCUCGGAUGAACUAGUUGUGGGAGAUCGUUUGACUUUUUAAUUUAUGAUAAUUAUUUUUAUGUUAUUUAUGUAUAUAAUUAACUGCUUUUUACAUAAUAGUUUCAUCAAAGGGAUUUUGGUGAGGGGUGAUAGAUUUUCUAAGAUAUUGUCUCCAUUCUCCAACCGUGAGGGGUCCAGGUGUCCACGGAAUCGUCCAGAGCGCCGGGAUUCCUGAGCUUUGUGUUUUUUUUAAUCACUGACGAUUUCUUUUUUGCGUUUGCAGAAUAGAAAGGGCAGGUGACCAACUAAAAAAACCCAAACGUGGUUAAACACCGGCUAUCAUCUAUCUUUUAUUCUCCUUCCCUAUGAAAUAAAGGCCUUUUAAAUCACA
Phyllostomus hastatus (greater spear-nosed bat) is the source of this 6063-nucleotide messenger RNA. RefSeq names its product PR/SET domain 15 (gene PRDM15). The transcript has 25 exons. The coding region runs from base 409 to 3996 and encodes 1195 amino acids. Lineage: Eukaryota; Metazoa; Chordata; Mammalia; Chiroptera; Phyllostomidae. Gene Ontology annotation, molecular function: DNA-binding transcription factor activity; RNA polymerase II cis-regulatory region sequence-specific DNA binding; histone deacetylase binding. The record is from RefSeq and is a predicted model, not a curated record. Gene Ontology annotation, cellular component: cytoplasm; nucleus. Gene Ontology annotation, biological process: regulation of transcription by RNA polymerase II; cell fate commitment.